AUGCAAGAGCCCAACCAGUCCUUUGUUACUGAAUUCAUCCUUCUGGGAUUCCCCCUUGGCCCCAGGACCACUCCUCUGCUCUUCUCGGCCUUUCUGAUGAUCUACCUGUUGAUUAUUCUGGGCAAUGGCUUGAUUGCCAUCCUCAUCUGUCUGGAUUCGCACCUUCACACUCCCAUGUAUUUCUUUAUUGGCAUCUUGUCCCUGUUGGACCUUGGCUACGCUACCACAACUGUGCCCCAGAUGUUGGCACAUCUGGCCAGUGAGAAGAAGACAAUCCCUUUCACGAGCUGUGUGGCCCAAAUGUACAUUUUCUUGGUGCUAGGCAUCACUGAGUCCUGGCUCUUUGCCAUGAUGUCUAUAGACAGGUAUGUGGCCAUCUGCCACCCACUCAGGUACAAGGUCAUCAUGAGCUCGUGGGUCUGUGGGGUGAUGGUGAUUGUUUGUGGACUCUGGGGUGUCACCUCUGCCCUUGUCUACAUCAUGUUUGCCAUGCAUCUGCCCUACUGUGGCCCCAACAGAAUCAACCACUUCUUCUGUGAAGUCCCUGCAGUCUUAAAGCUAGCUUGUGCGGACACCUCAGUCAAUGAUCGGGUAGAUUGCAUUCUUGGUUUCAGUGUCAUCCUGAUCCCACUGUCCCUCAUUCUUAUAAUUUAUGUCAACAUUUUCAUUGCCAUCUUAAAGAUCCAUUCAGCACAGGGGCGGCUAAAGGCGUUCGCCACCUGUGCCUCCCAUAUCACUGUGGUCACCAUGUUCUCUGUGCCAGCCAUGGUCAUGUACAUGAAGCCUGGCUCUCAGGCCUCCCCGGAAGAGGACAAGAAGCUGGCUCUGUUCUACAAUGUCAUCUCUGCCUUCCUCAACCCCAUCAUCUACAGCCUCCGGAACAAGGAUGUGAAGAGGGCUUUCCUCAAGGUGACACGCUGGGGCACGACCCCAGAAUAA
This is a messenger RNA of Saimiri boliviensis boliviensis (Bolivian squirrel monkey), 939 nucleotides long. Its product is annotated as olfactory receptor 2A12-like. Gene Ontology annotation, biological process: G protein-coupled receptor signaling pathway. Gene Ontology annotation, cellular component: membrane. NCBI's taxonomy places the organism in Eukaryota, Metazoa, Chordata, Mammalia, Primates, Cebidae. Gene Ontology annotation, molecular function: G protein-coupled receptor activity; olfactory receptor activity. The record is from RefSeq and is a predicted model, not a curated record.